AUGCGGCGUUGUUUGGUUGUGAUAGUUCUGCUAUUUUUUAAUGGGGCUCUCGGCUACUGCCCUUCUUUGUGCUCAUGCAAGGGUAAUAAAUCCAUUGACGGGUCUGCGGUGGAGCUUCAGCCUGAUGAGCCUCUCAAAUUAAAAUGUGGUGGGAGUCCAGCUCAAAUUACAGAACUUAAAGAGAUCGACCUCAGCAAGCUGUGGUCUGUUGUUAUCAGUCUUAAUUUAUCUGGAAAUGCUAUAUCGACAUUAUCACGGGAACUGCAUUUGCCAAAUUUGCAAAAACUAGAUCUGAGCCGAAAUCAAAUAACUCUCAUAGAAUCGGAUGCUUUUUACAACAUGACAUCAUUGCAAAGGCUGGACUUGUCAUACAACCAAAUAAGCAAUAUUUAUAAAGAAAUGUUUAAAGGAUUGGUAAACCUGGAGAGAUUAGUUCUAUCUCAGAAUCUCAUUUCUACUUUAUCAUCUGGCACAUUUGAUUAUCUAUUGGGGUUGAAGCAGUUAGACAUAACAGAAAAUCCUCUCAUUUGUGACUGUGAGCUGUUAUGGGUGGGUGAUUGGUCCAGAAAUACAAGUGUUAAACUUGUGGGUAAUCCCAAAUGUAGAUCACCAGAAAAUAUGGUCAACAAGACAGUACGUAAACUCAAAAUAUUCUUGGAUCUAUCAGCUUGCGGCAGUGUCUUACCCUCAAGUACAUUAAUAGUCAAACCGGCUCAUGAUCAAGUGGUGUUUGAAGGCGAUACAUUGAUGUUAACUUGCAAUGCACCCUUCGCCUCGGUGCUAGCGAAGUACGAACUGAAAUGGGUGCAUCCAAUGCUAGAAGUGUGCGAUGUGAAUGUUACCAAUACAGACAUGCAAGAAGAGGGUUUGGCGGAGACCUCUGUGUUCUUCCCCAACAUAACUAACCACCACACUGGGAACUGGACGUGCGUAUAUACCGAUCAGAAUCGUAUACGUCACAACCACACUGUGCAAGUGUUAGUGCUGUCAAACGGAACUCAGUAUUGUGGCACCAAUCAUACAAUGAAUAACAAGGGCUUGUACUCCUGGCCACAGCUGUUGCUGAACCACACCGCGGCUGUACCUUGUCGCAGUGGUGAGGGUACAGCUUUCAGGCACUGCAACUCCAAUGGCACUUGGGGUCCAGUCAACACAACGGAAUGCUCUUACAUUAGUAAUGUGACAAAAUUACUCCAGCAAUUUGCACUGUUGAAUGUGAGUUUGGUUCAGUAUUCUGCCCUCAAUGCCAGCGAGAGAUUGGCCAUGUUAAUACAGGAGAAGACUUACCCAUUGGCUGAGAUAAGCGAUCCUGAUGAUGUCAUGUUUAUAUCUCAGGCAAUCAGGAAUUAUAUGCAGUAUAUGGCAGAAGAAAAAGAUUUGGGUGCUUCGCUUUUGGAUGUUAUUAGUUCAGCCAUGAAUAUAACGUCAUCAGUAAUGACACAGGCGGAAAUUUUGUAUGGGGCCUGCACAGAUAUGGUGAAAGCUGCGGAGGAGAUUUCCGCCUAUACCAACAAUGUACAGGGUCAUAAGGUGAGGCUGGCCGUGGAGCGGUUCCCCGUGAGGGAGGGCUUCGGCGGCGUGACGUGCGUGUGGUACAGCGCCGCGGGGCCGCCGCGGCUGCACUGCUCCACCACCAACCGCACGGUGGCGCCGCUGCUCACCGUCAGCGACGCCCUCAUCCACGCCAGCGUGCAGAUACCCCAGUCGCUGCUGUACAGCACCACUGAGUCCGGGGCGCUGGUGCAGAGCGCGCCCCAGGAGCUGGUGGUGACGGUGUACGAGGACGCGUCGCUGUUCCCGCUCCUGCCGGAGCCGGAGAACGACGGUGCGCAGAGGGGCCACAGGGCCAAGGACUACUACGGCCGCAGCACCAAGCGCGAGGACGUGCUCAUGGAGAUCACCUCGCCGGUGGUCGGCUUCCAGCUCAGCGAGAGCGAGGUGCGCGGGGAGCUGCUGGAGCCGGUGAUCGCCACGGUGCGCGUGGGCGCGGCGGGCGCCGGCGCCGACGGCCGCGCCGCCGUCUGGAGGCACGCGCUGCGCCGCUGGGCCGACAACACCUCCGAGUGCAAGGUGUCGCACGUGGUGUCGGAGAUGAUGAUCCUGAGCUGCAGCCGGCUGGCGUACGUGGGGCUGGCGCAGAGCGUGGAGACGGGCAUCUACGGCGCGCGCACGGGCGGCGCCCGCUUCAAGGUGUCGCACCCCGCCGUGUACGUGGGCAGCCUGGUGCUGCUGGCCUGCCUCGCCGCGGCCGCGCUCUCCUACCUGGCCUGCUUCCGCGCGCUGCUCAUGCCGGCGCGCGCCAAGCACGCGCUGCUCAACACGUGGCUGGCCAUCGGCCUCCUCUGCUUCCUCUACACGCUGGGCAUCUACCAGACGGAGGACGUGCGCCUCUGCCGCGUGCUGGGCCUGCUCAUCCACUACCUGUCGCUGUGCUGCCCGCUCUGGAUGUGCGUGUCGGCCAGCGACAUGUACAAGUGGGCCACGCGCGCCCGCGGGCCCCCCCGCGACCCCGAGGAGAGCCCCUCGGGCUCCGCCGCCGGCCCGGGCCCCCCCCACCGGCCGCUGCUCGGCCUCUACCUGGUCGGCUGGGGCAUCGCGCUCAUCGUGUGCGGCAUCUCGGGCGCCGUCAACAUCAAGGACUACGCGGGCUACUCGCAGUGCUUCCUCAGCACCGCGCCCGCCCUCGCCUCCCUCUUCAUCCCCGUCGGCAUUCUGCUCCUCUUCCUCAGCGUCCUGUUCCUCCUCAUCCGCUGCACGAUCAGGAACAUGAACGUCCAGCUGUCGGAGGGCACCCAGGCGACGGAGAACCUGGACCUGGAGAUGCUAGAGCCGAACCCGGGCAACGAGGGCGCGGAGAGGCGCAGCACCAAGUCCGCGAUGGACUCCGAGGUGGACGACAUGGAACACGCCCCGAUCACACAGCUGAGGGCGCAAGUGAUAGUGCUCUGCCUGUACAUGUCGGUGUGGACUUGCGGGGCGGUGGCAGUCUAUCGGCCUCUGCCGGCCUACCUGCCGUAUCAGGAGGACAUCUGCAGCAUCAUAUACGCCGUCUGCGCCACGGUGUUGGGCACCUUCAUCCUAUUCUUCUACGGCAUCGCGAGGAGCGACGUCCGCUCGCAGUGGGCAUUGAUGCACUGCUACCUGCAGAAGGGCAAGCAGUGCUGCAGGAACAGGAGCGUGUUCGACGCCAACCAGCGCACCCUGCAGACGAACCCCAGCAGCGCGGCGCCGGCGCCGAUCCCGAACGACAACCGGUCUCGGUCUGGCUCCAGGAGCUCGAACAGGACCAACUCGAAGACAAACAACAGCGGCACCUACAAAGCCGCGGCGGAACUGAACGGGCAGACACUGCAGAAGGAGGUGCUCAAGAACACUAACGGGAAGGCCCCGAACAUAAACCUGGUGGUGCUCCAUCGGCAGCAGUACAGGUCUAACAACACCACCAUCAGCUACCCGGAGCCGGGCAACGUGGGGCCCGAGCUCUUCUACAACCCCAACCAGAUGAACGUCGCGAAGAAGUUCUUCAAGAAGCAGCGGCAGCACAUGAAACGCAACUGCCUGGAGCUGCCCACGAGGAGGGACGCGGACGACGACUCGCACGUCUCGCUCCCCCUCGCCUCCAAGGAGGCGUACAACGGCGUCGCCAGCAUAAUAAACGCCGGCAGCAAGGUGAACAACACCAACCUGCACGUGGAGAGGUGCAGCGGCGUAAAGGAGCCUCGGAACGCGGCCAACCCCAACCUGCUGGAGGACGACCAGCGGGACCAUUUCAAGAGCUACGCGAGCGACAGGAAGUCGUGGCAAAACAGCGACGAGCCCAAACCCGGGCGUGGCCAGGUGGUGAACAUCUACACGAACGUGCCGGAGACGCGCGUGCCUCAGCACCAGGUGGUGGCCCAGGGUGGCACCCCGCCGGAGCCCACCACCCGCACCGUGUCGCAGCAGUGCAGCCUGGACUACAGCUCGGCGUCGGAGGCCGCGCUGCCGCACACCUGCUCCGACCACACCCUCAACACCCACUCCGAUAUCACCUCGUGCCAGGAGACGCAGAGCGCCCUCUGCUCGGCCAACGAGGUGACCGACACGGAGAGCUUCGGCCAGUACAUCGACUACCUGCAGCCGGCGAGGCCCGACCAGAGGGAGCCGGACAAGUCGCUGCACGACAUCUCCGAGGAGUGCACCGUCGACGAGGAGCGCCCCUCGCCGCCGCCGGCCGAGGGCGCGGACGCCAAGGAGCCCUUCUUCCUCGCGAAGACCCAACCCGACUUCGACUUCGACGCGUGCAGCACCAACGCGAGCGAGCACUGCUUCGAGAACGAGAGCGACAUCUACUGCCCCAACUACCAGGUGUCCGAGGUGAGCAUCCGCAGCCACGGGCUGUACGCGCCCUCGCCCUCGUCCAUGUGCCCGAACGAGAUCAGCUUCAGCACCGAGGACGUGUCCAACAUGGAGAGCCAGUACGUGAACUACGACCCCGGCUGGCGCAAGGCGGCCAAGAGCAACCCGGCGCUGGCGCAGUUCGCCGCCUCGCCCGCGCCCGCCCUCAGCUGCCCCGAGGUGCACCGCCCCCACGACGAGGGGCCGGACGCCGACCUGGACGCCCUCUACACCCUCAUCAAGGGCCGGGACCCUCCCCCGCUGCCCGACCAGCCCCCCACCGACACACCGGUA
Messenger RNA from Iphiclides podalirius (scarce swallowtail), 4671 nucleotides. The record is from the annotation of a GenBank genome assembly. Lineage: Eukaryota; Metazoa; Arthropoda; Insecta; Lepidoptera; Papilionidae.